AGUUGACGGAACAACAGAAACCAAUGCCACAACAUCAGGAAACGAAACAAACACAGUGUCAGAAACAAAACCUGCAGCAGCGACAGCAAGACAGCAGCCCAACGCAACAAGAGCAAAACCAGCCAGUACCGUUGCAGCAGCAACAGCAGAUGCAGCACAACUGCGAACAAGAACAGGUCAAUACUAAAAACCAACCUCAGCUACAUCCACCAUCUCAGCCUCAACAGCAACAGAAUUAUUCACAAGUGGUGCAGCAGCAACAGCGCAAUCAACAGCAGGUAAGGGUCAAUCAAGUCCAAAGCAACCUGCCGAAGAAAUCCAAGAAGCAAGUCAAGAGAGAGCAGAGGCUCCGAGUAUUGCAGGAGCAGCAACUUGCCAAGAAUGCAGAGCGCGACGAGCAACACCCGACUCAACAGCAUCCCCGACAUCCGCGCCAAGAACAAAUGCAGCAGCCGACAAAUCAAGUGUCACAGCCACAGCCCCAAGUCAUCGCGCUGAAAGAGCAGCAGCAGUCCAAGAAACUCCAAGAACAGGAGACACUAAAGCCUGGACGGCAGGAACAGCUAGGACAUCCCAAGUUGGAAAAGAAAAAUCAGCCAACGUUGCAACAGGCUCAACACAAUCAGCCGAAUGCAGAUCAAGACCAGAAAGACAACAAAAGCAAACAGAAUCCUCCCAAACAGACACAUGAGCGCGAGAAAGCUCCCAAGAAAAAAACAGUGAAUGUGGAGCUCGCGGCAACGUACAGGUCCAAGCAAAAUUCAAAUUCGAAGGCACAAAACAGUUUCCCACGAAAUGUUGUCAGAACACAGGGAAAACCUGUACCGCUGAUGGGUAUCAGUUUUCCCCGUCAGAAAAGCAAUCUCCCUCAAGAGCCAUCGGCGGCAUUUGUACAAACGGCCACUCAGAGCGGGAUGCAAAAUCAGAAGAAGCCCUUCCUCACAACUUCGUCUAAACCAGGCACGCCAACUCCCCAAUCAGAACAGGAUCCCCGGGCUGCUGUUAUUUCCUCGCAGAUAACCUUCCAGUGCCCUCAGGAAUUUAGGAACGAGGCAUCUCAGAAGAUGUUUGAUCACAAAGAGACGUCGACCGUACCUCGAAAGCAAAGAUCCAGAACGGUCUCCAGCGUGGGUCCUAAAGAGAAGUCCUGCCAGUGUGGCCAUCAGAAACAAGACAAGAUGAGAAGUCCAGAUCGAGAAAAGCUAGAGCAAGAUGAAUCACAAAAGAAACUGCUGCUGGAGCAAUCUUCCCAGCAACAGCAACAUCAGCGAGAGCUGAAGCACACUCACCCGAACCAAGAACAGAGACAGCAGAAAAUAAAACAAAAUCCCCCGAAGAAGCAGAAGGAGCGUGAACGUCAACAGCAAUAUCAACAGCAUCAGCAGCAAGGACAAAAACAGCAAGAGGAGUUCGCCUCAGAGUCGGCAGCUCCUGUUGUUGCUAAGGGACGGGCCAAACUGAAAGCCGUCCAUGAAUUCCAACCGCACCCCCCGGCGUUCGCCGCGAGUGCAGCGGCAUUCCAGGCCCAGCUUGCUCUCACGCAACCUCCUCAAGCACCGCACACUGCUCGAAAACAUAAGCCGGUGGCGGGGGACGCAACCAUGGAGAUGUUCAAAAGCUUACAGGUCCAAGACUCUAGCGUGGCGGCGCAGGCCAACAGCGAUGCCCAUCCUAAGUCAAAAACAGACGACUCCAGGGCCGCAACGCAACAAAGUGUCGCUCCCUGGGCCGUGGUGUACAACAAGGUUUCCGAUGAGGACUUGCUGAGUGAACCGUCGGCAGUAGACACAGGCAAAAAGGAACGCCGUGAGGGUCACGGAUUUUUCUCUAGGAUAUUCGGCAAAAAGUCUAAAGCACUUAAAGCAAAGAAGGUGCCCUCCUUGGAGAUCGAACAAUUGUCGGACUGCAUGCAAGGCCUGAAGAUUGACUCGUCAUCUCCCAUACAGGAUGUCGAUGUUCAUGGAGAAAGCGAUACCGAUCAUAGCUGUUCGGACACAGAGGUGCCACCCUCCAGCCCGGCAGACGAUGAGGGGUCCGAUUUGGCUGAGAAAUCAGAUGAAUCUUCUGACCUAGAACCCCCCAGCUGCAUGGAGGCCUGGGAGAUCGCCGACGAUGUGGUGGAGAAGGCGUUGUGCCUUCUCCCGAUCCAAGUGGGCACUGUGCACUCGCGGCGAUUCACGGCCCCGGACUGUCCCUUCGAGCCGGAGCUGGUCCAGCGGCUGGUCUCGGACGCCCUGGAGGCCAAGAGGGGGCUGAAGCGUAUCAAAGAGAGCCAGGCGCUGCUGGAGACCUUCCGGGACUGCCUGCUGAAGUUCUUCGAAGGGAAGGACGUCGGCGACGUGCUGCCACCUUGCAAUCACGCACCGGGGUCGCAUCAGUGUAGCAUGCAGCCGGUCAUUCAACCACUCUUGGGUAUCAUCCGCCAUGUUCUUCAGGAAACAAAAGCAAUUGGUGGGCCAAAAAUGGAAGCUGGACAGCGACUGAACAAAGAUGGAAAAAGCCAGGCAGAGCCUGGAGAACUGCGUCCCAGGCGCUACAUAAAAAUCAAAAGGAAACUUACAGCAACGCAGGCAUUUCGGGCACCGACGAAGCUCUCGGUCCGUUUCUGCAACGCCUGCGCAGACACCAAGCAGCCAGACGGCCAGCCGCUGCUGAGCUGCGGCAGGUGCCCAGACGUCUUCUACUGCAGCCGGGAGUGCCAGAAUGUGGACUGGAUCACUCACAAGUUCACCUGCCCGGGAGGCGACCGGCGCUCCUAUUGCAAACACCAUGGCACGUAGACGGUCAGCAGCAAAGGAAUCUCAAGAGAGUUCCAAAGGAACCCCUAAAGCCCAGUUUUCCAUUAUAAUGGUCGUAACGAACGCCGACAAGAUAUAAAGACGUGAACAGUCACGGAAGAGACGGUGUGUAACGUCAUUCCACCCCUAAAUUAAACAAAAUGGCGUCUGAAACGCGGAAACUUUUCGCAAAAAAUACAUUCUUAGGGUGGUGUACGGCCUCUUGAAGUCAAUCUGUUACUCUAGUUUGAUAUUUUGUUUACGGACAGCAAUUUUGUUGAUGAUUUGGACGUCAUAUGUUACUUACAUGGAGAAUAUUGGCAAUACGAGUGGUAGUAAGAGAGCGAGACAUCAUUGCACGCCGAUCAUGCCAAGCGUGCUUGUUUUAAAAGCCUACUCUGGCGACCUGCAGUCGGCAAAGUUGAAUCAAAUUCAACUUUGCCAAUUGUCACCGUCCCUGUUUGCAUUAGUGAAGAUAAAAGUGUUUCCAUAUGAUUGCGUAUCGUCCGAAACCAAUCGGCAAUGCUUUGUGUGUGGCUUCAUCCCGAUAUGAAACCAGGCUUUACCGGUUAAACGAGAUUGUAAUUUUUGUAGUUAAAAAGCACAAGUAUAUCAGCCAUUGUGAAGCCUGCAAGGCGUCAUCUUUUUCAACGGUUUGUCAUGUUCCGAUUCAAUUGGAUAAAUGUAAUUUCGUAAAACAUAAACAAAACAUCACUGCGUAAUUAACACGUUUUGAUGUCAAGAUAACAUUCUCACAAAAGAGAGAACACAACCCGAAUCCAAGGUUGUUGGGGAAGGACGAAUUCACUUUCGCGUUUUUGUUUUAUUAUUUGGACUUGGAACCAUAGUCCGUGUUAUAACUGAAUCAUUAAUCAUUUAUCGCCCAUCUCCACAAGCAGAGAAGCUAAGCCAGGUGAGAGAAACCAUGAACUAUGCAGCCAAGGACAAAAGGAUUAUCCCUUUUCCCCCCAACUUUUUUCACUAACGCACAAAAUCUACUCUUUCCCUCAACCGACCCUCCCCCAUGCUCCCCCAAAGAGCAACAUGGCUGAGUUUGAACUUGCGUGGGCAUUGGCUAAAAACUGAAGUGUUGAAUCCAGUACUUACAGGAGUUGAAUUAGUAUUUAGAACACUGAAGGACCAGUUGAAAUAUUGGGUUUUAACACUGAAUGUUGGAUUUAGCACUUCCAAAGACUGGCUGCAUGGCCCCUGUCUGCGCUUGAGUUCCACUUUUUAUGCAGCCGGACAUUUUGUCAAAUGUUGGGGAUACCUAGGCUACCAUUUAUUUUCUUCCAUGUAUUGUGCCAUGUUUGCUUUCUGGCCUGUCUUGAUGAAUAGGACUUUUGAAGUGGAAGGUCGUUGGUUCGAGUCCCACCCAAGUAAACGUGCUAUUUUUUUGCAAGUUCUCGGGCAAACCCUGAGAUAUCAGUAUUACAAAUACACGUCGAGGUAUGGGCAAAACCCGUUAUUAAACCAUGUCUAAUGCAUGCACACGGAGCUACAUGUAUACACAGAACCAUGGAACCGGAACUCAACGCGUCAGCUUGGGUGUUCCCUAGUCGACCCGGAUAUCCGAGCAGUGGUCACGUGUAAGGUACAGAUGGCGUCGAGUAGCCUGGAGCAAUGCCCAGUUGACCGAACACUGAAAAAUACGCAUUGCGUGGUGAACAAAAAACCUCGCCACGUUUUAUGUUGAUUAGAUUCACGUUCAAAUUCAAUUACCGUUGAACUGAAGUGACGUCACACUUUCCGAACCGGAUAGCGCACACACCCAUCCCCGUGCACAUUUCAAAGAAACACUUCUGGUUCGAUUUUUUGGGGGCCUCCAAAUAAUACCUGUGAUCUAUCCCAUGAAACAUAGCGUGCUAUGCAUGUUUAUAAUUUUAUAAUUUUCCAGGUUUUCAGAGUAUCGCUAAAUAGGUUAAAACCAUCGAAAUUUUUUGUUUAACAUCCCUGGCGUUAAUGUGAAAACAGUGGUCUUCGCGAAAUGGCCAGUAACAGUCGUGACACGACAGCAGUCGUGACUCAAGUCUCUCGUUCAGUGUUCAACAUAAGAACGCAGUAAUUAACUUGAAACUCCCGCCAAAGAGCGGAGUAAACUCUAAAUCUCAGCCUCGGCCCCAGAGAAACGUUUGAGGUCUCACCGCGCUAUCUGUCCCUGCUCAGACUGUUUCAUAGGCUCACGCGUGUAUGUAUUCCGAGCCGCCCUCUGCAGGCUCACCAUUUGGGAGGAAGUGGGGACUCGACCUUCUUUGCAGUUCUUGAAAAGCAUUGGGUAUAA
This is a messenger RNA of Acanthaster planci (crown-of-thorns starfish), 5058 nucleotides long. RefSeq lists its product as uncharacterized. The record is from RefSeq and is a predicted model, not a curated record. NCBI's taxonomy places the organism in Eukaryota, Metazoa, Echinodermata, Asteroidea, Valvatida, Acanthasteridae.